This is a messenger RNA of Darwinula stevensoni, 2198 nucleotides long. The record is from the annotation of a GenBank genome assembly. NCBI's taxonomy places the organism in Eukaryota, Metazoa, Arthropoda, Ostracoda, Podocopida, Darwinulidae.
AUGGUUGGUGAGAACAAGAAAGAGAAAGAUGGGAAGCGCCUCAAGGUCAAGGGAGGAAAGAGAGAAUAUCCUGCCAUGAAAGCUGCCAAAUUGCAUCCAAACCAUCGAGCAGGGAAUCACGAGAUUAAUUUUUCUCUUCUCGAACUGAGUGCUUCUGCUGCAAGGUCAUUCUCUACAGAGGAAAAAAACCUCCUGAAGGAGAAACUGACGGCAGAAGGCGAAGACAAAGGGUGCCAACUACCCAUCGUCGUGGCUUCCAGUCCAAGUUCGAAUUCCUUCAAUGUCGGCUAUCUUCACGCCUACAAGUACGAGGUAAUAGCCGGCCGGCACAUUGUCCAAGCACGGAAGGAGAUCGGCCAGGAAACGGGAAAUGGCAAAGAUACUUGCACAUGCGCAAUCUACUGGGGUUUGACAGAGGAAGGAAAGAGGAUGCUGGCACUUCAGAACGCCAAGCUACAAGGAAUCCCUUAUGAUGCCCUUGACGUACUGGAGAAAUAUGAAGAACUUCGAGAAACCAUGGAGAAUGAAUUUGAAAUCCACGCAGCUUACGGUGAGAUCCUGAAAGGAACAAGGAUAGAAAGCCAGAAAGAAGAGAUAUCUCUAUGCAGGAUUGCCGGUAUGGAGGAGGAAGAAGUUUUGCACAGGUUCUCGCAACAAGUGACAAGUGAGUCCCUGAAGUCGUUCAUGGGAAUGAGGAAGCCCGAGGAAGCAGACGAAUGGACGAGUUUUGUGAAGCUGUGCAUAUCUCGCCAAGCCAUUCAGAGGGAAAAAGAUUAUCCAGAAACCGGUGAAGAAGUUAAAACCAUUCUUGGGAAUCCCCUAGAAAUUCCCAAAGGAACUUUCAUUUAUCCUCUCCAUGCAGCGGUCUUUUCCAUCAAUGAUCCUGGGGAUGUUGAGAAGUGCCUCCUCGGCCUCCAUGCACAUCAGGGUCGUUGCAAGGCGGAGAAGAAAAUACGCACCGCGUUUUGUGCUGGAGACAUCAUGCAUGCAGCAGAGGUUCGAGAGUCUCUCAGAAGGCAUGACUUAAAAACUGAUGUGGCUAUUUUGCAGGGGGAACAUCGUGAAGGAGAACUCUUCAAGCACCAUCAUUCCUAUGUUGUUAUCGGAGCCAGACACAGGAUUGACCUUCCAUCAUCUGUGCUCACAAGGAAGGAGUUCCUGCAAUCUUUCCAUAAACCAAACUGCUGGCUCUUGUCAAACAUCCGAGGGUUGAGAAAAGAAGAACUUCCUCUUCACUUGAAGCUGGUCACCCUUGUAGAUUUGAAGUUGGAGUCAGAGGAAGGUGGUGAUGAUUCGCAACGGUCUGUGGAACGUCUUCCGGGCUUUGAAUCGGAAACGCAAAUCGAGGCAAUGAAUGUGGGAGAGGAGACAUUGGAAAACUUCGACCUUGAAAUGUCACCAGAUAUUCCAGAAGACUCUCGGUGAUCCUUUGUACUUCCCACCCAGCGCCUUCCAAAGUUACUCAACAAGAUAAGUUUCAGAUUCUCUAAACGAUUGUGGCAUUGCCUAUGUUUGUAAUUAUGAACUUCAGUGAUUUGAACUUAUUUCCGCAUUUCUCGCUACAGUAGCACAAGUACAUGAAUCGGUUUUGCAGUCCAUGGAAAGGAAAGUCCCUUUUCAAUUUGCUUUUUCAUCACCAUUGCAAUAACGGGUACAUUGUUUACUGAUGUUCAUGUUUCUUUUUUCCCUCUGCCAAGCUGACAUCGGAAAUGUGAAUAAUCAAUCCUGAGUUUGAGCCGUUCAAUGGACGUGUAGUUUCCGUGACAGUAUCUUCAAUAGAAGUACAUAUGUUGUUCAUUCGCAGGGUGGAGUGGUGAUGAGCCGAAAACAUUGCAUUCGGAGUUAAUCAUGAGAUGUGGAGUUCCUUCACAAAUGGCCUCCCAAUUUCUUUGAUAUUCCAUGGAUGUGAAUAGUUGGAGAUGGUGAGUCACCGGAGGUUUGGGGUCACCGAAGGUCUGGAGUCACCGUGGGCAGAAGCAGAGUUCACUGAAGACAACUGUGAUUAAUUUCAUCGACGUGUUUAUACAAAUUAAUCAUGCGAUUCAACUCUCUUUGAAUAAGUGGAUCUCUUGUGUGUCACUAAACUCGAUGCUGCCAAGUGAAGACGUUAUCGCGUAUAUUGGUUGCUAAGAAGAUUGUGAGAUACUCCCUUCAUUUUUUUUAAAUUCACCGCCCCGCCCCUCCUUUUUCUCUUGUCA